AUCGACACGACAAGAGAGAGAGAGAGAAUCAACAGAAGUGAAAUUACACAUGUGACACAUGUGGAUGUUAUAUUAAUAAACAUUAUUAUUUAGUUAAUUAAAGAAAAACAAAAUGAAAGAACAGAUUAUUGCGAGAAAAGAAAAGCAAAGACAGCCAGAGACCAAAAAGCCUUUCGAUAAGAAAAAGUACAGAUUGAAAAAAUACAGCAAUAAAUUUAAAGUUGACCAAUGGGAAGAACGUAGAAAAAAGGCAAUUAUUCGCAAUUUUUACAAAGAACAAGAAAAGGACAAAAAGAACCAGCCAGGUCCAAGUAAUUCGAACGCAGAGGAUAACAAAAGUUCAAACAAGAGAAAUCCAUUUUUCGCCGCAAAAGCCGAAUUUGAAAAGAAGAAACAGGAGAAGAAAAAUAAGAAAGAAGAGGCAGAGAAGAUAAAAGCGGAGAGAAAAGAGGCACUAAAAAAAUACAAGGAAAAGAAAAUGCAAAUUUAUAAAAAAUUAUCCAAGAGAACGAAAAAAGGACAACCAGUCAUGAAAGACAGAAUGGAACUUUUGUUUGAAAAAAUUCAACAAAGCAAGCAAAAUUAAAAGAAAAAGAAAAUAUUUUCCUAUUUUGCUGAAAUAUUUUCUAGGUAAUUUUAUACAAAGUAAUAAUUUAAUUAAUAAUUAAUUGAUUAAUUUAAUUAAUUAAGUAUAGUGAUAAAUUCUUUAAUAAAGAAU
Leptopilina heterotoma is the source of this 718-nucleotide messenger RNA. Its product is annotated as thyroid transcription factor 1-associated protein 26 homolog. The record is from RefSeq and is a predicted model, not a curated record. The coding region runs from base 113 to 586 and encodes 157 amino acids. Lineage: Eukaryota; Metazoa; Arthropoda; Insecta; Hymenoptera; Figitidae. Gene Ontology annotation, cellular component: nucleus. The transcript has 3 exons.